Molecule: messenger RNA, 2758 nt
Organism: Cucumis melo (muskmelon)
Lineage: Eukaryota; Viridiplantae; Streptophyta; Magnoliopsida; Cucurbitales; Cucurbitaceae
Product: cell division control protein 48 homolog E
Exons: 9
Coding region: 219-2633 (804 amino acids)
Biological process (GO): autophagosome maturation; retrograde protein transport, ER to cytosol; mitotic spindle disassembly
Cellular component (GO): nucleus; VCP-NPL4-UFD1 AAA ATPase complex; cytosol
Molecular function (GO): polyubiquitin modification-dependent protein binding; ATP hydrolysis activity; ATP binding
Source: RefSeq, a predicted model, not a curated record
AAAAAGAAAACGUUUUAAUAACCAAAAUAAAGAAAAAAGAAAAAAAGAAAAACCUUUCUUUUCGAACAAGAAAAAAAGGGCGAAAUCUCUCUUCUUCUUCGUCAGGUACAAAUAUCGCAAAUUGUGUGAGGAUUUUCCCCAAAUAUCGCUAAGUUCGACGGAAAAUUUCUCUCCUUUUUGAUUCUCUUUGCUUCUCCCCUCCACUUCUGCUGCUGAUUAUGGCCAAUCAACCUGAAUCCUCUGACUCCAAGGGUACCAAGAGGGACUUUAGCACCGCCAUUUUGGAGCGGAAGAAGGCCCCUAAUCGUCUUGUCGUCGAUGAAGCUAUCAACGAUGAUAACUCUGUUGUCGCUCUUCAUCCUGAUACCAUGGAGAAGCUUCAGCUCUUCCGUGGUGAUACGAUCCUCAUUAAGGGUAAAAAGAGGAAGGACACAAUAUGCAUUGCUCUUGCUGAUGAUACAUGUGAUGAGCCUAAAAUAAGGAUGAACAAGGUCGUGAGGAGCAAUCUUAGGGUUAGGCUUGGUGAUGUUGUCUCUGUGCACCAAUGUGCUGAUGUUAAGUAUGGGAAGCGUGUACACAUUCUUCCUGUGGAUGAUACUAUUGAAGGAGUUACUGGAAAUCUUUUUGAUGCUUAUUUGAAACCCUAUUUCUUGGAGGCAUAUCGUCCUUUGAGGAAGGGUGAUCUCUUCCUUGUGAGGGGGGGAAUGAGGAGUGUAGAGUUCAAGGUUAUUGAGACAGAUCCAGCUGAAUACUGUGUGGUAGCCCCAGACACUGAGAUCUUUUGUGAUGGAGAGCCUGUGAAAAGGGAGGAUGAGGAUAGAUUAGAUGAAGUUGGUUAUGAUGACGUUGGUGGUGUUAGGAAACAAAUGGCUCAGAUUCGUGAAUUGGUUGAACUGCCACUGAGGCAUCCGCAGCUGUUUAAAUCAAUUGGUGUGAAGCCUCCUAAGGGAAUUUUGCUGUAUGGACCCCCUGGGUCUGGGAAGACUUUGAUUGCACGUGCUGUUGCAAAUGAAACUGGUGCAUUUUUCUUCUGUAUCAAUGGACCAGAGAUCAUGUCAAAGUUGGCUGGUGAAAGUGAAAGCAACCUCAGAAAAGCUUUUGAGGAAGCGGAGAAAAAUGCACCGUCCAUAAUUUUUAUCGAUGAAAUUGAUUCAAUUGCUCCCAAGCGUGAGAAGACCAAUGGGGAAGUUGAGCGAAGGAUUGUCUCACAACUACUGACCCUCAUGGAUGGACUGAAGUCUCGUGCUCAUGUCAUUGUGAUUGGGGCUACAAAUCGACCCAACAGCAUUGAUCCAGCUCUGAGAAGAUUUGGAAGAUUUGAUAGGGAAAUAGACAUUGGUGUUCCUGAUGAAGUUGGGCGUCUGGAAGUUCUACGAAUUCAUACCAAAAACAUGAAACUCGCUGAAGAAGUUGAUUUGGAGAGGAUUGCUAAAGAUACGCAUGGGUAUGUUGGUGCUGAUCUGGCAGCUCUCUGUACUGAGGCUGCUCUUCAAUGUAUCAGAGAGAAGAUGGAUGUAAUUGAUUUGGAAGAUGACUCUAUAGAUGCUGAGAUACUCAAUUCAAUGGCAGUUACAAAUGAGCAUUUCCAGACAGCUCUUGGAACCAGCAACCCGUCAGCUCUUCGUGAAACAGUUGUUGAAGUACCAAAUGUUUCAUGGGAGGAUAUUGGAGGUCUUGAGAAUGUGAAGAGAGAGCUCCAAGAGACGGUUCAAUAUCCAGUUGAACAUCCUGAGAAGUUUGAGAAAUUUGGGAUGUCGCCCUCAAAAGGAGUUCUUUUCUAUGGCCCUCCUGGAUGUGGAAAGACUCUUCUGGCAAAGGCUAUUGCAAAUGAAUGUCAAGCAAACUUUAUUAGCGUCAAGGGCCCAGAGUUGCUCACGAUGUGGUUUGGAGAGAGUGAGGCCAAUGUUCGUGAAAUCUUUGACAAGGCCCGGCAGUCUGCUCCUUGUGUCUUGUUCUUUGACGAACUUGACUCAAUUGCUACACAAAGAGGUAGUAGCGUUGGGGAUGCUGGAGGUGCUGCUGAUCGUGUACUGAACCAACUUCUUACGGAAAUGGAUGGAAUGUCUGCAAAGAAAACUGUUUUCAUCAUUGGUGCCACCAACAGACCAGACAUUAUAGAUCCUGCUCUUUUACGACCUGGACGUCUGGAUCAGUUGAUUUAUAUUCCUCUUCCUGACCAAGAAUCUCGACUUCAGAUUUUCAAGGCUUGCUUGAGGAAAUCUCCAAUCUCAAAAGAUGUGGAACUCAGAGCCCUUGCCAAGUACACUCAAGGCUUCAGUGGUGCUGAUAUUACAGAAAUUUGUCAGCGUGCCUGCAAAUAUGCAAUUAGAGAAAACAUUGAGAAGGACAUUGAGAAGGAGAGAAGGAAAAGCGAGAACCCCGAGGCAAUGGAGGAGGAUGCUGAUGAUGAAGUGGCCGAGAUCAGGGCCGCUCACUUUGAGGAAUCUAUGAAGUAUGCCCGAAGGAGUGUCAGUGAUGCUGACAUCCGCAAAUACCAGGCAUUUGCGCAAACACUUCAGCAGUCAAGAGGGUUUGGAGCCGAGUUCAGGUUCGAGCAGAACUCAGCACCAGCUGCAUCCGACCCAUUUGCAACUUCUGCUGGUGGGGCUGAUGAAGAUGAUCUCUAUAACUAGUAUGGCAUUUAGAUUCCAACCCCAUUUAUGCUUUAGACUUGGUAGUAUGAUAUAACUUCAUAUGGAUCGCUUUUUUAUUGGACAGAAUCCAGUUUUUAUUUGAAUGUGAUUAUCAUUUACAAUCA